Messenger RNA from Blepharisma stoltei, 822 nucleotides. The record is from the annotation of a GenBank genome assembly. NCBI's taxonomy places the organism in Eukaryota, Ciliophora, Heterotrichea, Heterotrichida, Blepharismidae.
AUGGAAAUCAAGAAGGAAGAAGAUAAUGACCCACUUAUCGCAAACGAAGUAUUCAUAGGAGCAUCAACCCCACAGCGGCCAUCUCAUCGUCCUAUUUCUCAUCCAUCUCCUUUCUCUCAAUUUUGUAUGUCUUCUCUAUCUCCUCUUCCUCCUACCAAUUUAAUAUAUUCCCCAUACCCAGCUAAUCAUCAAGAUCUAACUCCUCGUAAUCUUUGACCGUUAAACUCUCCAUUACAGACAGAAACUCAUCCUCCAAAACCCUCAACCCACCGGUACAUCCAAAAGCUUGAUUUCAAGUCAUUUCCUACAACUCUCAAAUUCCAUGCGAGUUCUCUUACAGUCCAAGUGCGAAUUUCCCAAGAAUCCCCAUCCUCUCCACAAGAUAUCCCUAAAACUCGGCCUCGUAAAAAGUCUAGACCUCGUUAUGAUGCCCCAAAACAAGUAACUUGUAAUUGCUCUAAAUCCCGAUGCCUAAAACUAUAUUGCGACUGUUUUUCUUCGAAUCAGUAUUGCAAAGAUUGUGCUUGUAAAGACUGUUUAAACAGAGUGGAAUGUGAAGCAGUAAGAAAAGAAGCUGCAAAUUUGGUUCUUGACAGAAAUCCAUCAGCAUUUAAACCAAAAAUCAAUUCAAUUGUGGUGAAUUCAGAACUUAAAGGAAAACAUAAUCGAGGGUGCAAUUGUAAGAAAAGUGCAUGUUUAAAGAAAUAUUGCGAGUGCUAUCAGAGUGGUAUAAAAUGCAGCGAUACGUGCAAAUGCGAAGGGUGUGAAAAUAAAGAAGAGGACAGACCUGUGAAGAGAAAAAAAGAGAAAAUAAAUAAAUAA